This is a messenger RNA of Nerophis lumbriciformis (worm pipefish), 1968 nucleotides long. Lineage: Eukaryota; Metazoa; Chordata; Actinopteri; Syngnathiformes; Syngnathidae. The record is from RefSeq and is a predicted model, not a curated record.
AUGUCUGAAGUACUGAUGACAGCAACAGACGAAAUAUCACCGUGUCCACUAAAAGCAGAACCGCGUCUUGAUGGUGCACGGAGCUUCCUGUUGGUGGAUGACCAGGAAAACCUGCAGGUCCACAAUGAGGCAGAUUUUGUUGAGAGGCUCAACUGUUCAGAUGUGGGAGGUGUCAAAGUCCUGUCUAUCUUUGGAAACACAGGGGAUGGCAAGUCACACACCCUGAACCACAUUUUAUUCAAUGGCGAGAGUGUGUUUUUUACCUCCAAGUCCUCCAGCUCCUGUACGGUGGGUGUAUGGGCUGCUUACGACCCCUCCCUCAGUUUGGUUGCCCUGGAUACCGAGGGCUUGUUAGGGGCAGCUGCCAAUCAAAACCAAAGAAUGAGGCUUCUGCUAAAGGUCUUGGCAGUGUCAGAUAUAGUUAUCUAUCGAACGCGAGCCGAGCGUCUGCACAACGACAUGUUCCAGUUCCUAAGCAGUGCAUCGGCGGCCUAUCUGAAACACUUCACCCCUGAGCUUAGAGCCCUGUCAAGUCGUUGCGGUCUGGAUGUGCCCCUCUCGUGCCUUGGUCCUUCGGUCAUUGUUUUUCAGGAGACGACUCACACACAGCUGCUGGGCCAUGAUUCAAAGGUGGCUGGCCAUGCUGACAUGCAGUUGCAGAGGCGGUUUCAUGACCUGGGCUUGGCAACUGAUGCCUUCAGCUCUGUACAGUACAUUGGCACCCAAACCAUCACACCUCCGACUGAUUACACCGGAUUGCUGGAGGCUCUUAGACAGCAAGUGCAAAACACUCACACACGUUCGCCCCGCCACCCUAGCAUUGUGUUUCACGCUUUUGAGGCUCUCAGUGAACGAUUUUGUGGUGACCUGUCAGAUGACAAGCUGAAUCUGUACACCUUCUUCCCCGACGAGUAUUUCACCUGCUCUGCUGUUUGCCUCAGUUGCAAUAUUCGCUGCAAAAAUGGAAUGAACCACUUGCGAGACAGGGUUCCCCACAUGGCAGAUGGACUUUGCCAGUAUGCACACCAGUACAACAACAAAGUCCUUAUCUGUAAGAGGUGCUACGAAGGUGGCAGAGAGGUGACAGUUAUGCCUAAAACCUCAGCGUCGUCUGACAACCCGUGGUUUGGUCUUGCCAAGUUUGCCUGGUCGGGCUAUGUGCUAGAGUGUGCCAGCUGUGGCGUCAUUUACCGCAGCAGACAGUACUGGGUAGGAAACCAGGACCCCGAGAGCAGUGUGGUGCGUUCAGAGGUCAAACACGUUUGGGAGGGGUCAGACACCUUCCUCAGCAACCACCAGAAUGCGGCCCAGAGAGUCCUGGAUGGGAUGAACUACGUGAUCCAGUCAGUGUCCGAGUACAGCACCGGCCCCACUAAAGCUGUCACUGCUUGGCUGACGGACCAGGUGGCGCCACCAUACUGGAGACCCAACACAGAGAUUACGGCUUGUCAUGGUUGUCACAAAGCAUUUGAGGAGGCGGAGCGCAAGCACCACUGUCGGUCGUGCGGCGAGGGUUUCUGCCACCUUUGUUCCAGCCAUCGCAUGCCGGUGCCCGAGAGGGGCUGGGGAAGCAGCCCCGUCAGGGUGUGUUUGGCCUGCUAUCGUCAGGGAGGACCACUGGAAACCAACAAUCAGGUGUACAAAGCAGAGCCUCGUGGUCUUAUUGCUCGCAGGGUUGCUGAGGUGGCUCAGUCCACUUUGGACAUUGUCAGCACUGCUGUGGACUAUCCACUCUGUUUUGUGAAGGACGUGGCUCGGCCAGACUACUGGGUGCCCGACCAGGAUAUCAGCCAGUGUCACCAGUGCUCCAAAGUCUUUACUCCAGUCAUGUCCAAGCAUCAUUGCAGAGCUUGUGGUCAGGGCGUGUGCGGUGCCUGCUCCACACACAUGAAACCUGUACCCUCAAGAGGGUGGGACCACCCAGUGCGAGUGUGUGACAACUGCAACGCCAGCACCAAUAUUCUCUAA